UUUCCCCUCUCCCUCUAAAUUCUCUCUCUCCCUUGUCUCCCUUCUCAGUCUCUCUCUCUCUUUUUCUUUGUUUUGUAUCUGAUCGCUUCUCGGAUUUUCUCGGUGACAUUUCUCACCUACCAAGCAGCUUCCUAAGGAUUUUCUUCACCCUCGGGACGUAAUCUCCAACGAUCGUUGUGAUUUCCAUUUCCUUUUGGCUACCGAUCUCUUCUAAUAUGUCACUGUUCUACUGCUACGCGAUUGGACCACUGCACUUAACCAUUUCAUAUGUGUAAAUUCUAUAUCAAUGUAUAUUCACACGUUCUUGCGAGUGGGAGAAUUCACAGCGCUUUAAGUUCCAUUUUUCUCUGCCUUAAAAUGGUUUUUGUGUAAUGAGGUAAUCCCAAUUUCUGUUUUGCUCUGUUAGGUGGCAUCGAAAAUCUGUGAUGGGGCUAGCAAUGAAGGAGGAUCAGGAAUCUCUAAUCAAUGAUGGUUUUCCCGUCUCUGUGGAUGGCAAUUGCAAAAUCUAACCUCUCUAAUUCCAUGGAUCUUAUGAAGCAAGAUGGAAAUGAUUCUCUAGAUAUGCUCAUCAGGCAGGCAGUUGGAAAGGAGCCCUUUCUUUCCUUCCCAAGGCCUGAAAAUAAUCCAGUCCAGUUGUUCCAACUUCUCCAUGCCUUUGAUCAGCCAGGUUAGCCAUUGCUUACCCCUUUGAAGGUAAAAAUGUAGAAGUGUGAUAAGUGCUCGAGGGAAUUUUGUUCACCUGUUAACUACAGAAGCAACCGCUUGCAUCGGCGUACAAGAAAGACUGACAAGGAUUCUGGCAAAGAUAGGGACAUCCUGGGAGCCUUCUGGGAUGAGCUCUCAAUAGAUGAGGUGAAGGAGAUUCUCUCAUUGAAGGGAGUGAUGAUGGAGGAAGUAUCUGGGUCAUCUGUUGAGACAGCAUUAAUGACACUUACCCAAAAACCAGGAUUCACUGCCACGCCACAAUAUUAUCUGACCUUUUGGGUAUUUAUUAUCCAGCUUGCUGACAAAGAUGCAGAAGCAUUGCGGUGCCAGAAAUUACUGGUUGAAGAGGAAGAAGCCGCUCAAAGAAGACAAACUGAGGUCUUGGAGAGGAGGAGGAGGAGGAAGCUCAGGCAAAGAGAACAGGACUCCAAGGAAAGUGGGAGCACUUCAUCAGAGGAACGACAAGAUCCAGAUUGUCUGUGGAUUCUGAUACUGAGGCGAUGCUAUUCUGAGAGGAUUCUUCGGAAGCAAACGGUGGUGCAAAGACUGCGAGCAACCAAUCCGUGGAGGACUUCGACUGAGGUAAACUAUGUUCCUAAACGGAGGGUCUUCGACUGAAAAUUGUUUUAGAGACUUUUUGAGAGAUUUUCACUAAUCUUUUCCAAGUGAAAAUUGUUUUUUUGUUGGUUU
This is a messenger RNA of Tarenaya hassleriana, 1395 nucleotides long. RefSeq lists its product as uncharacterized. Lineage: Eukaryota; Viridiplantae; Streptophyta; Magnoliopsida; Brassicales; Cleomaceae. The record is from RefSeq and is a predicted model, not a curated record.